Dichomitus squalens LYAD-421 SS1 is the source of this 1123-nucleotide messenger RNA. Its product is annotated as xylose reductase. The record is from RefSeq and is a predicted model, not a curated record. NCBI's taxonomy places the organism in Eukaryota, Fungi, Basidiomycota, Agaricomycetes, Polyporales, Polyporaceae. The transcript has 12 exons. Gene Ontology annotation, molecular function: aldose reductase (NADPH) activity. Bases 33 to 989 code for a protein of 318 amino acids. Gene Ontology annotation, cellular component: cytosol.
AACAUCUCUCACUCCAUCUCUCAUCACACACCAUGGCCACCACUGUUACUCUCAAGCGCACCGGCGCGAAGAUGCCUCUUGUCGGCUUCGGUCUCUGGAAGGUCACGAAGGAGACUUGCGCCGAUACCGUGUACAACGCGAUCAAGGCCGGAUACCGUCUUUUUGACGGCGCUUCUGACUAUGGUAACGAAAAGGAGGCCGGUGAGGGUCUCGCGCGUGCCAUCAAGGAUGGUCUCGUAACCCGCGAGGAUGUCUGGAUUACGUCCAAGCUUUGGAACUCUUACCACGAGAAAGAGCGCGUCGAGGAGGGUGCUCGCAAUUCUCUGGCGCUCUGGGGUCUGGACUACUUCGACCUCUACCUCAUCCACUUCCCUAUUUCUAUCGAGUACAUCGACCCCAAGGUCAAGUUCCCCCAAGAGUGGUGGGGACUCGACGGCAAAGUUCAUCCCAUCAACGUCCCCUUCCAGGAGACGUGGCACGCGCUCGAGGAUCUUGUUGACAAGGGUCUGACGAAGAACAUCGGUCUGAGCAACGCCCAGGGUGCUCUCAUCUACGAUGUCCAACGUUACGCUCGCAUUGAGCCUCAAGUUCUUCAAGUCGAGAUUCAUCCUUACUUGACCCAGGAGGCCCUAGUUGACUACUCCAAGUUGCUGGGUAUCGCUGUUACUGCUUACUCGUCCUUUGGCCCUCAAAGCUAUGUCGAGCUUGGUGCCCACAAGAACACGAGCAGUCUGCUCCAGCACGACCUCGUUGCGAACAUUGCGUCUAAGCACUCGAAGACCACCGCUCAGGUUCUACUUCGUUGGGCUCUCCAGCGGGGUCUUGCGGUCAUCCCCAAGUCCAACAACCACGAGCGUUUGGUGCAGAACUUGGCAAUAACUGAUUUCGAGUUACCCGAAGAGGACGUCAAGGCACUCAGCGCACUCAACAUUAACCUCCGCCUCAACGACCCGGUCGACCUCGACCCCCGACUGGCGAUCUUCGCGUGAGGAGACAUACGCGUCGUCGGCGACGAUGUACGGCCGCAGCAGUGCUUAUUAGCUUUGUAAGAUUACGAAUAGACCGCGGAAUGACUCAAGAAUACCAUGUGCAACUAUGACUUGCGUAUGGAGAGAGUCAUGUC